AUGUCGAAUAACACGCGAAAGAAAACUUAUAAAAAUACAGCACUCGAUAGUGAAGAAUUACGCAAGCGACGUGAAGAUCUUACUCUUUCACUACGAAAAGAAAAACGAGCAGAACAGCAUUUCAAACGGCGAAAUAUAGCCAGUACAAGCGAACAAGAAACACCAAUUUCAUUUCCUGCUACUACCGAAGCUAUCUCGAACAUAGGACCAAUAGAACCAGUUAUCACUAGUCAGAUGGUAGCUGCAUUGUAUGGCGAUGAUGUACAACAGAUGCUUGAUGCAACUGUUCGUUUUCGAAAGUUACUUUCAAAAGAACCAAAUCCACCUAUUGAUGAAGUGAUUACAGCUGGUAUAGUGCCUCGAUUUGUUCAAUUAUUACUAUUUGAACAUUUUCAAGUUCAAUUCGAAGCCGCAUGGGCGUUGACCAAUAUCGCAUCGGGCAAUUCAAGUCAAACGAAAUAUGUUAUUGAUGCAGGUGCAGUACCGGUCUUUGUUCAAUUAUUAAGCAGUUCGAAUGAAGACGUUCAAGAACAAGCUGUUUGGGCGCUUGGUAACAUUGCUGGCGAUAGUCCCGAUUGUCGUGACUAUGUUCUUAGUACUGAAGUACUUCAACCGCUACUCACUAUCUUUACUCGCCAUACUCGGUUGACAAUGGCACGUAAUGCAGUGUGGUGCUUAUCGAAUCUAUGUCGUGGCAAAAAUCCAGCUGUUGAUUUUAAUAAAGUUGCUCCAGCAUUGCCUGUACUCAGUCAACUACUGCAUAAUUACGAUGCCGAUGUAUUGGCUGAUACUUGCUGGGCUGUUUCAUAUUUAUCUGAUGGGCCCAACGAAAAAAUUCAGGCUGUUAUUAACGUUGUUGACAUCCGACGACUUGUUGAACUUUUAGUACAUCCAGUUUUGAAUGUUCAAUCAUCUGCACUACGUGCCGUAGGUAACAUUGUUACUGGUGAUGAUCAUCAAACACAGGCUGUUCUUGAUGCUGGUGUUCUUCCACAUCUGUUAGCAUUACUUAAUAGUACGAAAGAAUCAAUCAAAAAAGAAGCCUGUUGGACAUUAUCGAACAUAACCGCUGGUGUCCAAGGUCAAAUUCAAGCUGUCAUUGAUGCUAAUAUUUUUUCCUCGUUGAUCAAUAUUCUUAAACACGGCGAUCAUAAAACACGCAAAGAAGCAGCUUGGGCUAUUACAAAUGCAACAUCUGGCGGCUCAGCGCAACAAAUCAAAUAUAUUAUCGAACAAGGAGCUAUUCCGCCAUUGUGUGACUUGUUGAGCGUUAUUGAUGCUAAAAUAAUUCAAGUAGCUCUGAAUGGUCUUGAUAAUAUACUUAAAACGGGCGCAGCUGAAAGUAAACUAAACAACGGUCAAAAUGCAUAUGCUAUGAUGAUUGAAGAAUGUUACGGUUUGGAUAAAAUUGAGUAUCUACAAAGUCAUGAGAACAUUGAAAUCUAUCAAAAAGCUUUUCAUCUUAUUGAAACAUAUUUCGGCGUGGAUGAAGACGAACAUCUUCCGGCGCAAGGAGAAUCUCGCCCAUUUGAAUUCGGCACAUCGACAACUACUGUAACUGCACCAACGAGUCAGCAAGGUCCAUUCAAAUUUUGA
This is a messenger RNA of Rotaria socialis, 1596 nucleotides long. The record is from the annotation of a GenBank genome assembly. Lineage: Eukaryota; Metazoa; Rotifera; Eurotatoria; Philodinida; Philodinidae.